ACGGCUUCCCGGGCUCUUUGUGGGGCCGCGAGCUCGGUGGAGAACCGAGAGCUCCGUGUGCACUGCGGACGCCGCUGGCAGCGGGGCUGUCUCCGGAAGGCGGACCCGCGAACGCCUAGUGCUUGCGCUCGGCCGCCGGCCGCGCCUGUCUGCGCCCCUGACACCCUUACUCGGGACGCAGUGACCGUUUUUAAGUCACAAGGGCGUGGGUCAGCCUCCCCUAGGACUUCAUGUCUGUAUAUUUCCCCAUUCACUGCCCUGACUACCUGAGAUCUGCCGAGAUGACUGAGGUGAUGAUGAACACCCCAUCCAUGGAGGAGAUUGGCCUCAACCCCCGAAAGGAUGGCCUUUCCUAUCAGAGAGUAUACAAACAAAAAGUGGAAUCCAACCGUGACACUCUAGCAUCUCAGACGUGGGAGCGCAUGCAACAGUGGCAUGACGUUGGGUCACUUGGGUGCUCUUUGGACACAGCCGGUGAUGUGGAUUUCCGAACCUCUCAGAGCUGUAAGAUUAUGGACUACAAAUCUGGAUAACUGGUUUCUAAUCUUGGCUUGGCUUCUGUCUGUGUCGCCUAAGGAAACUCACAUCACCUCUUUUGGCCUUGAUUUCCCCAUCUCUAGGGGAGAGGGCCGAUGCUAUUACUUCUGUUAGACUGUUGUAUGAUGAGGUGAGAUCCUCCACCCUGAUCCUAGAUCGAUCCACCCUCUGGAAUUAAAAAAUCUGCUCUCUUUUCUUCAUAUCUGCCUUCCGGCUGUUUGAAGGCAGCUUUAUGCUCCUCUCAAAUCUUUUCAGUCUGAAAACAUACUGUCCUUCAACCUUGACUUGUGUGGUCAUCUUCCCGAGGGUGCUUUUUCUUUCUCUAGGUCAGCAGUUCUCGAAUGUUUUGAUCUCAGUCCCUUUUCCAUUCUUAACAAUUAUUUAGGACCCCCGGAGGUAUUUGUUUAUGUGGAUCAUAUCUUUUGAUAUUAAAACAGAAUGUGUAAAAAUUUUCUGUAUUAACUCCUUUAUAAUAACAGUAAAACCAAGGUGCCUGGGUGCUCA
Herpailurus yagouaroundi (jaguarundi) is the source of this 1041-nucleotide messenger RNA. It is a transcript of the gene LBH, whose product is annotated as LBH regulator of Wnt signaling pathway. Lineage: Eukaryota; Metazoa; Chordata; Mammalia; Carnivora; Felidae. The transcript is spliced from 3 exons. Gene Ontology annotation, cellular component: nucleus. Gene Ontology annotation, biological process: positive regulation of DNA-templated transcription. The record is from RefSeq and is a predicted model, not a curated record. The coding region runs from base 231 to 533 and encodes 100 amino acids.